UGAGAGGGGCUCCAUUGUUAACUAAGUCAUACACCUCCACCUCCACAAGAACUUCUUACGCAUGUUUUAGUUGUGGUCAGCAAGGACAUUUUGCUACGAAUUGCCCCCGGUCUUCCAGUACAGGUGGGUUAGGCCCCGCGUUUCGGAAUGCUUCCCAGCAUCUUCCCGCAAGCAGCUUCCACCAGGUUCGAUUUCCAUCAACUCCCAGGGUGUGCUGGCGGUUCAAUAGAGGCAUGUCAUGUUCCAAUCCAUGUCCCUUUCCACACAAGUGCCCCCAUUGCUCUAAAAACCACCCAGGGCACCGUUGCUCAUUUAGGCCCUCUCAGCCAAGUACCCAAUAAUUUUUUUCCGAUUAAGUCCUUUGUUUUCACUCCUGUAAAUGUCUUAUUGUUGGGCAAUUUAUUAGUUUCACAUCCCAAUCGGGUCUUAGUCAACUUUAUCCUUUCUGGCUUUAGCCAUGGGUUUAAACUUGGGUACCAACAUGGACAACUUUUCCCAUCAACUUCCAACAACAAAUCCUCUAUGGAACAUGCAAGCAAAGUCGAUGAAGCUAUUUUAAAGGAGUUGAAUAGAGGGCAUACCGUAGGCCCUUUUGAUUGUCCUCCUCUUCCUAGUUUUCAUUGCUCCCCUUUGGGUGCAGCGCCUAAAAAAGAUGGUUCCAUCCGGGUAAUUUUAGACCUCUCAUCACCACAAGGAUUCUCGGUUAACGAUGGUAUUUCUAAGGACUCUUAUUCAGUUACAUAUUCAUCAUUUGACGAGGCCAUUGAUAUGGUACGUGAACUCGGCAGAGACUGCUUUCUUGCCAAACUUGAUAUCAAACAUGCCUUCCGGUUAUGCCCAGUUCACCCGGAUGACUGGUACCUCCUUGGUUACAAAUGGCAGGGAAGAUAUUUUUUUGAUGUUGUUCUUCCCUUCGGUGGACGGUCGUCACCGUUUACUUUUAAUCACUUUGCGGACCUACUUCACUGGAUUCUUCAGUACCUUGCUUCCAUUCGGCAGCUACUUCAUUAUCUCGAUGACUUUAUUACAGGUAAUUCCUCAAAAGCCGCCUGCCAAAAUAUCAUCAAUUUAAUCCAGCAGGUCUUUAACUGCCUAGGAGUUCCUUUAGCACCGGAAAAAAUUGUUGGUCCAUCUCGCGUCCUGACUUAUUUAGGCAUUGAAAUUGAUACCAGUGAAUUCGUUAUACGUUUACCUCAGGACAAAUUUGAUGCUAUUUUGUCUUUGUUAAGAGUGUGGAAAGGAAAGAAAAAAUGCACAAAAAAGGAGCUACUAUCACUCAUAGGAUUGUUGUCUUUUGCAUGCAAAGUUGUCAAAUGUGGUCGCAUUUUUCUGCGCCGGUUAAUUGACCUUUCUACUACUGUAAGUAGCCUUUACCAUCACAUUUCCGUUACAUCGGAAUCCCGCAAGGACAUUGAGUGGUGGCUGAAUUUUUUACCCAGUUGGAACGGGAUGGCGGUCAUCCAAACAUCAUUCCUCACAUCAGAAAGUUUAAACAUGUUUACAGAUGCUUCCAUGAGUGGUUUAGGCGGUUUUUACAAUGGGAAAUGGUUUUCCAUCCCUUUUUCCAACACCAACAAUUACAGCAUUACCUUUCUUGAGUUGCUUGCGGUUGUUAUAGCGGUACAUUCGUGGGGUGAGAAGUGGUCUGAUACCCAGGUUAUCAUUUUUACAGACAACGAGGCCAUUGUCCGCAUAUGGAGUACUGGUUCGUGCAAAUGUGAGCACAUCAUGAAACUUGUUCGCUUGUUGUUUUAUUUUACAGCAAAUCACAACAUAAAUUUGCUGAUGCGCCACAUUUGUGGCACUUCUAAUAUUUAUGCAGACCUACUUUCGCGUUUACAGGUCGCAAAGUUCAAAGAGCAGUGCCCAUACGCCGAAGAGCUUCCUACUCCUAUCCCCUCGUCAAUCUCCGAAUGCUUAGUGUGACAAUGAAUUACCUCUUCGAUGCUGCUUUAUCACCAAACACCAGACUUACCUACCGUUCUGGACUUUCAUCCUACAGAAUGUUUUGCCGCCACGCCUCUAUCCGGAUGUUGGAAAUUUGGGGAUGUCGGGCUUCCUACGUCAGCCAUAUAACAUUUGGACAGAUGCGUGUGUGAGGCUUGUGUAUCUUAUUAUUACUUGAUAUUAUUAUCACUUAUUAUCAUUACGGUGAGGCACACCCUUUUAUGAAUCCUGAUAUUAUUAUUAUGUGGUAACACACGCUGGGCCAAUACUGGACCAGCUUGUGCAUUCCACCUUUAGCUCAUGAUUAUUGAUAACACAUGUUUAUUGGGUGCAGAAGACACCAUAUGUGAUUAUCGGUUUAUAGUGAAGUGCAGUGUACCUUCAUGAUUGAAGUGGAAGAGAAACAAUAUCCUUCAUGCAUGAGAAUAAAUUAUUAAAUAAGUAUAUAAUUAAUAAACUAAAUAAUUAAUCAUUAAUUACAAGUGACAAGUAAAUGUAUUAUUAGUUGUGAAAUGUACCUCGUGAAUAGAGGAUAUGAGUAUGUUAUUCAUGCAUGAAGAGAUCUGGGUCAUGCCUUGGAAACCGUUCACAAUAUUAUGAUCCAUGAGGACAUAAGCUUGUGAGGGGCAACCAAAACGUGCAUACUCUUAGGAAAUUACCCUCUUUGCCUUGGGCAAGCAUUUUGGUGUGAUUACCUUGUUAUGAUUACUAGCAGCAUGCGUUAUCUGUCCUGCCUUACUUAUUUAUUUUCUUACCCGGCAUCCCAAUCCAUUCCCCAAAUUUACAAAUUGCGUUCCAUGCGGAUGAUGUUGUAUACCAAAAUGUGCCAUAAUACAAUAUUCUCGAUUAAUAAGUGUGUUUUUACUGAGUAACCAAGACAAUUAAGUCAUUUUUAAUAAUGUAACCUCUCAGGAGAAUCUCUUUGUAAACCCUACGGGAACGCUACGCAGUAACAAAGAGCUUAAAAAAGUUAGGCUAAAUUACCCUGAUUACCAAGCAUAUCUUGCUUUUUUUUUCACAGUCUGACCUAGUCAGCAAAAUUGUACCUAUGCUAAUGAAAUUAUAUUAUUUAGGGUCCCAUGGGUUAGGGCUAUUUUUAACAUGUAGGAAAUUAUUUUUUAACUGUAUAUAUUUUCAAUAUCUGCCAUCCUGCAAUGUUUAAUCUUCAAAAUAAUAAACACAAACUUAAUUAAAAAACAUAGUGAGAUUGUACACUAAAUGCACAAUAUUUUAAUUUUGAGAGCAAAAGGUGCCUUCACUCAGAAAUAAAAUUUGAUAAUGGCUGGUGUAUUCUACCUGCAUCUCUCUGCCAUAUAAACACUACUGUGGUGCCAUAGAUUAAUGGUUAUAGCUCUCAUACUCUGUGCGGGAGACCAGAGUUCGGUUCCUCUUGACGGCAAUUCAACAUGGGUGAGUAAAUGUUACCAUAGCCCGGGUUAACCCAAGCCAUGUGAGGGAAAUUGGGGAGAUGGCACACUGUAUGGGCCGUUGGAUGUUGCCGGGAGUUGUCUAGUAGAGCGCGGCCUCUAAUUGGGUCUGCGUAGCUCAAAAUGAGCAUUAAAUACUCCAGGACUCUCCAUCUAAGCCAUGGCCCCUCUUGGAAAUAAUAGACAGGGUAUAUCCCUCGAUAUUUGUGAGGCUAGCCAUGUAAAAUAUGCACAUCUAUCUAUCUACUGUAUCAUGCAUAAAGUCAUCUAUAAUAGCUAUAUAUAUAGAUAGCUAAAAAACAAAAAAGGAAUUUUGCUUGCUAAAAUGAAUAUAUUAUAUGCAAGGCGGCAUGGCUGUUUUUGCAAGGAGCAUAGCUACAAUCCUUGACAAUGUAUAAUAUAUUGGAAACAAGGGUGGAUUUUUUGGAGCAAUUAAGAACUGUGUUUCUAAAUAACAAAUACUAGAACUUGUUUAAGUUCACUCUUGUCAAUGUUCACAGCGAAUUUAGGACUUAAGAUCUUAGGUUAUUUGAUUUAGAUCCAAAACUUCAAGUCAACAUAUUUCGUGCUUUUCUAAUAUUGGCGCAGGUUGUUUUAUAAUGCAAACAUUGCUAAAAGUGCAGCUAGUAUACUCCUGUCUAAACCCGCUGCCAAAGUAGGACUUAUAAUCAGUCCAUCAAUACAGAGCACUGCCCAAGUAAUGCCCUUUUUCCAUUUCAAGAAAGAGCAGAAAAAAAACAAUUUUCCAAAUAUUAUUUCCAGGGUUGUAGCUAGCUAGCUACCUACACGAAAUCAAACUUGUGGUUUUACUACAACAACGAGAAGUGCGCUGAAAAUUCAACUGAAAGAAAGUCAGAAGACAGGCAGAGAAAGCUCUGAUAAUAUGUUUUUUGUCUCCUUUAUCUCUACAGAGCACAGGAAUCCAGCAGUAUCUUUCUUUCUUGUUAAUAAAACGUUUGCCAUUUGGACAACUGAAUUACAACUGCUAUAGCAAAGCAAAGCAACAGAAAAUACUCUUCGUGUCAUUAAACCUAGAGCUAUUUAAUAAGCGUACCACUAUUGAUAAUGUUAAAUUGCUUAAUGUUUUUAUAUGGACUGGAUCGCGGUCUUACUUUUUACGUUUCCAUGUUUACUCCAUACACCUCGUUCCCAACGUUUUUAUAUUAUAUAUCAAAACGCAGAGCACAACAAUUAUAAGAAACAUUAAGACCAAAUAUGACUUCUUAAGCUUAAAAGAAUUUAAUGCAGAAGUCAAUAAAAAGAAUUAUAUUUCUCAUAGUGUUUGCUAUUGACCGAACUUGUUUCCAUGGUUUUUCAAUAUUUGUUCCCUGCAUAGAAAAAGGGUCCAUUUAUAUUAUUCAUUUAGCAUCGAAUUGGGUUCCAUUCAAAAGUAUGGUUCUUCUCCCUACAAAUUAAUAUAUAAUACCUAUAUAAAAAUUUUAUGAAUUUUAAAUCUCAAGAGAAAGCAAGGUGUCCUAUAUAGAAAGAAGGAAGCAAAGUUUACCAAUGUUUCCAUUAGUAUUAAAAGCGAGAAAAAAGUGAAAUUGUGUUGAAAUCGCGCCCAAGCGAAUUGAAAAAAAGACGGGCACACAGAAACAAAGAAAAAAAUGUGGGAGCACUAUAAACAAAAAUGUGAACAACUAUUGACACAAUUUAUUGAAAAAUUAUGUCCCAAGAAUCUUAGCGAAGACCUUAUCUAAAUAAAACUUUUUAGAAUCUUUGGAAAAAAAUCUUGUAGCUUUGUGUUUUCCGAAUGUUUUCAGAAAGUGCAUCAAAUAUUCUUGCUUGAUCUGAAAACGUCUUAUUUUCCCCAAUGCUAACAGUUGGUUCUCGAUCGCAAAUUUCUCUUAGAAUCGUGAAAUUCAACCUCUAAGUAGGCUGGAUAUUCUGGGUCAAAUUUCGGUCUAUGAAUAAGUUUUACCGUAUUCCAGUCAAUCACCACUUCAGUUUGGGUAUGUCCACAGGAGUAGCAUAUCUGGACAGCACACACCCAGCGUUAUAUUCUGUAUCUUUUGUAAUUGUUGCAGCAGGUACGCUGCCAUAGUUCAAUUUCGAUAAAAUUAAAGUUUCUACCAAUGAUAUCUCACGUAAAAAGGAGUAAAUCUGCUAAAUGGGGUUCCAUAAGCAGACUUAAUGAUAUUACUAACUUGUUCAUUCCUUUAUAGACUGUCAUCGAAUAGAAUUCCAAGAAAUUUUACCUUCUCGUUCAUUCUGACGGGUUUAAAAAGAGCUACCAAGAAGUUGUAUUUUUUCUUCAUUAUGGCAGUAUGGCUUGAAGCAGUGUAAUUUACAGGCUAGGUUUACUUCUUAAGGGUGAGAGACUUCUAACGACCAGCAGAGUCUUAACUUAGGUUGUAUAAAGCCUCUAAUUAUAUGUUGCGAGUAAAACAGCAUGAUCUUGUCUGUUUGGAAAAGAAAGAAAUAAAAACAGUUAGAAAGAUGUGUCACGACAGUCUAAGACAAGUAAAGAAACAAGGUAGAUAUACAUAGCAUUAGAGAUUCUAUGCAGAUAAGAAAGUUAAGUUAUUUCAUGUACUUGUAGAUAAUAGAGAAAGAUAAUUGGAAAGAAAAAAAUGUACAAUAUAGUUCCUGCAACCAAGCCCAGAUGUAAAAAUCUUAGCUGGAAAGAUGAGGACAGAUUUACUCCAGAAGAAUUUAAGCUAUAGUUUUGUGUCCUUUUUUUGAUUUAAUGGAUAAUUUUCAUGCUUGGAUUUAAAAUGUUUGAAGAGACGCUGUAUUUUUCCGAAAAUCCAUUUCAUGUCAUAAAUAAGUUAUAUACCAAAUCUUUUAAACAAACAAGUGAAGCGGAUUGAACCUAUACAAGUUAUUCACCAAUCCCCUAUAUUUGAAUGGAAAAAUCCCCAUUCAAAUAGAGAGCAGUCAUAAAUAAAAGCGAAGUACAAGUUUACCCUAACAUUCAUUUCGUGUUUUACAAAGUAAUUUUCAUAAGUGUUUGUUUACAACACAUUGACACAAAUGGAAAGCUGUGCAAACUUUAUUAAAAUCUCCAUCGCUUAAUACUUUUGGGUCAUAGCAUUUACAGCAGUAGCUAAAAAACGGUUAUAAGGUGGAGAACUUGUUUAUUGCACUAUAAAUUUCGCGGCAAAUUUAGGCGUAGCCUUCAUAACACCGAACAGCUUAGAAAUAAAGCGAUAAUCAUGCGAGUUUUUCUAGUUCUUCUUGUUUCUGCUGUGCUCAUGCUUUGUAGUGCAAGCAGAUUCGAAGAAAUUGAAAAACAUGGCAAAGGUAAGAUGAAACAGAAAUUUGAGGAGCAAGCAAGCGUAAAGUGCGGUGGAGAUUUUGAUAAAUGCAAGAAUAGGUGGUACUGUGGUUGGCCAGUGUGGCCGAUAUGGUGUAACUGCAUCAAAACAUUGACAGAAUGCUGUGAUCGUCUAUUUGCAAGCUGUUUAGAAGAUGCGCAGUUUGACCAUGACGUAUAUAAUGAAUGUAAAUCAGAUUAUCAUAUUUGUGUGGAUAAAAUACCACAUUAAA
This is a messenger RNA of Hydractinia symbiolongicarpus, 6866 nucleotides long. RefSeq lists its product as uncharacterized. The coding region runs from base 148 to 1926 and encodes 592 amino acids. The transcript is spliced from 4 exons. NCBI's taxonomy places the organism in Eukaryota, Metazoa, Cnidaria, Hydrozoa, Anthoathecata, Hydractiniidae. The record is from RefSeq and is a predicted model, not a curated record.